GGUGUUAUCCGAUCUUUAAUAAGAUUUAAUAAUCAUACAGAUAUGUUAUAUGAAUUCAAUGUAACUGGAUUCGAUUGUCAUCUUCCAAUACCGUACAGUUCUACAGUACCGGUAACAGUUUAUGUAAAAGCAAUAUGUGUAUCACAAUGGAACGGUAUCCCUAAAGAAAUUGAGUAUUCUGCAUUAUCAAAUCCAUAUCCAUUUGCAUCGAAUGCAAAAUUUUUAAUUUGUCCACAAAAAAAUAAUAAUUUUACUUAUCUUAUUCAUCCUGAUAAUGAUGAUACAUUUAAUGAUAAUUCUAAUGAUUUAAAUGAAGUAAUCACUGAAUAUGAUUAUUGUCCAAUAGAACAAGUAACAUUACGUAUGAAAAUUUUAUGGAGUAAAGAAGAUAUUAUUAUAAAUGAUGAUCAAACUAUUCAACCAUCUUCAUCAUUAUCGGCAACAACAACAACAACAACAAUAGAAUCUUCUUCUUCAGAAUGUGAUUUAGAUUAUUAUUCAUUGAUGGCUAAUCGUAAAAUAUGCAUCGAUUCUUCUCAAAGUAAAACUGUCGAUCUAUUACCAGAUAUUGAUGAACAACAAAAAUUCAAUCAAAAUAAUCAUAUAAAUUUACCAAUUAUUGAAACAAUUCAAGGAUUAAAUGAAUUACCUAAAAUCAAUAAAAAAGGUUAUCCAUCUGGUAUUUAUUAUUUUAAUGGUUCAAUGCAUUUUGAUUUAAACAAAUUUAAUAAAUUUCAUAAAUUACAACGAUUUGAUAAUCAAUUAUUUACAAUAAAUUUUUGGAUGAAACAUUCACCAAUAUUUAAUAAACAAUAUCAUGAAAAGAAUUUAUUAAAUAAUCGAGAGAAUAUUUUAUGCAGUUCCGAUGAAUAUGAAAAGAAUCGGCAUCACUUUGCUGUGUUUCUGCAUAAUUGUAAACUGGUUGUAUUGAUACGUCGUGAACCAACCAAUGAAUCCACCCUAUAUUCUGAUUCGUCUCAGUUACUUCCAUCUCAAUGGCGUUUCGAUGUCGACGAAGUAUGUGAUUCGAAUUGGCACCAUUAUUCGUUGACCUAUCGUCCACCAGAAACGACACUUGUAAAUGGACAAAAGACACUUGUAUCCAAGUCAGAAAGUGAUAUUGAAUUACAAUUGUAUUUGGAUGGACGAUUAGUACCAAAUAAUCCUGAACUGGUGCAAAUUGCUGAAAAUAUGCCUAUGGUACAUUUAUCUGUCAAAAAUCAUGAAUUUGUUCGUACUUCAGUUGGCGCGUGUUGGCAUGGACGUAGUACUCAAUUUGCUCAACAUUUUGUCGGUUAUCUUGCUGGUUUAACGUUUACAAAUGGAUAUGUUCAAUCGGAUGAAGAAAUACUUUGUCUGACCAAUUGUGAACCACGUCUAAUUAUCAACGAUCCAACAUCAUUCAGUUCAAACACUAAUCGUUUCGAAACAACAAAUAUUCGUAAUUCUCAUUUGAAUAGUAUCAUUAUUCAAGCUAAAAGUUUAAAUGAAUUAUCUAAAAUUCUAAGAAAUGUGACAUUUUAUAAUCCAAGAUUAGAAUAUAAACCACGAUAUCGACCGGAACCAGUGGCUAUACAAUUAAAUACUUUGUUUGCGUAUGCAACAGAUUGUGAAAUACCCUCAACAUUUAAUCAAGUAAUUCUAAUUAGUCCAUUACCUCCAACUAAACAAACAUUAAUUUCACUUGAUACCUUUAAUUCAAAUAUUCGUACGGAUCGAUAUCUUCAUAGGCAGUACCAUAGUCAUAAUCAACCAAGUCACAAUUAUCAACAAUCGAAUGUUCAUCAACCGACAGAAAAACAACAAUUUCAUGGGUAUGCACAGAAACAUGAAAAAGAAACUCUUGAAAGACUGUCUACCAUUAAGCUACCAGCUUCUACUCAUCGAAACCAAUCGAUAGAUCAGUCAUUCGAUAAAAUAUCAACAUCAUCACCAAUCAAUUCACUAGUACUGUUUAAUGCAGAACAAUCCGAACAUACGAACAAGACAUUCACAUUGAGAAAUGUCACAUUAGCUAGUUUAUCUACCGGAGUCUAUAUAUUUCCAUACAUAACAAUCAUGUGGAAGACCCCAUUGGAACUGUUGAAUUUUAAUAAUACAUCUUCAGAAUUCGAGCAAACAAUUUCAUCAUGUACAAUUAAUUUAUGCAAAAUUGAUCCAUUCAAUACUGUAGACAAUAUUCUGUCUAUUUCAGAAUAUAUUUUGUUAAAUCCUAAAUAUAUCAAAAAUGAUAUAAAAGUAUAUCAACGUUCAAAUGGAUUUCUUAUUCAUGGUAAUUCAGGUGUAUUAAGUUACAUGAAUGCAUUGAAACAUAUUCAAUGGUUAUGUAAAGAUGAACAAACUAAUUUAACUAGACGUUGUUUUAAUGUAUCAUGUGAAGCUAUGAUUCAAAUCUAUGAAAAGGAUCAAUUCAUAAUGAGGAAAAUUAAUAGCAAUACUAUAAAAUCUGAAUUUAAUAUUUAUCAUAAAAAAUCACCAGAGCCGUCAGUUAUUCCUUCAAGUGUACAACAACAUUCAACAAGAUUAUAUUUGAGAGGAAAACCUCGUCUGGUAAAUAAAAGAGAUAUAAAUAAUCUCCAACCAGCUAUGCAUUUACAAAAUAAAACAAACACUUGGAGUAAGGGUAUUUUACUACUUAUCAGCUCUUCAGUUUUAGCAAUUCUCUUAAUAUUGUUUGUUGCUAUCAAACGAAUUCAUCGUGUUCAUUUAAAAUCGAAUCAUUUUGAAUCACAUGUUCAAAAUUUUCAAAUGACAUCAUUUGAUAUUAAUUCAUUAAAACAAAUGAAUAAAUUUCAAGAUGGAAGAAAGUUAGAAACUAGCGCUGAAAAAUUAAGAAAUUCAAAAUUGAAUGAUUAUAAUUCUCAAACGAUAAUAAAUGAUCAUCAUCAUCAACAUCAACAACAACAACAACAACAACAAUAUGAAAAUGAACAGAAAGUUCAACCAAUACGAAUUACACCGAAUCCAUUUGUUAAUCAAUCUAAUAUGAAAGAAUAUGAAGCAAAAACUAUUUUGUUGGAUGAAAAACGUUAUGAUGCCUCUUUGAAUAUGUCAUCAUCAAUAUAUAAUAAUCUUAAUAGUGGAUCACCAAUUGUAUGUAAUCCAACAAUUCAAUUAUAUGAAAAUCCAUUAAGAUCUGAUGAAGAAGAUGAUGAUGAUUUUCAAUGUUCAUGCAGUGAAAAUGAUACUGAUGAUCAUGUAAAUUUAAAUAAUUAAUUCAAGAAAUAAAACCAAAUUAUAAAUAUGAAAAUGAAAAGUAUCUGAAUGAAUUCAACAAAGAAGGAGAUGAUGUAGAAGAAGAAGAAGAAAAACAACAACAACUCAUAUAAGACAACAUGGACACAUUGACUUUCUUUACUCUACUCAUUUGUUUCUGAUAAUUAUGGUAAAUGAUCUCUAUAAUGGCAUUUAGUUUAGGCUUAUUUUUCAUUCUUGUUAAGUCAAUAUGUUUACUUAUUAUUUAUUCAUUUCAUUGAUCAAGUUACUUAUCAAAUUUCCUCUUUUUUCUCAAUAUUUUCAAUAUGUUCCCUUAUCGGUGAUCUUGGUCGUAAAAAGAAAAAAAUUCUCUAUCAUCAUUUAUUGUUUGCCCUUUUUACCCCCUACCAUCACUACCACCACCCAUAUCUGUAUUACUCACACAUUACAUUUUUGCACUGUUUUCAAUAUUUUGGUAAUCAUAGUCAUACAUGAUUAGUUUCAAAGUACCAUUCACUAUCUGUAUGGCAUUUAUUUGUUAUUUAAAAGCAAAGAACUAAUUUUUUUCAUUUUGCUGGGGUUGGAUGUUCUUUCUAUGAAAUGGUUAAUUAGUAUUAUUUAUUUUAAUCGUACUUUUAUUCAUGAAUUUAGUUGUUCAAAUUGUUUAGUAUUUGUUUCACUAUUCUACAAAUUUUCAUCGUAUCAUCAAAUAGAUAUACAUAAACGUAUACAUC
Molecule: messenger RNA, 3929 nt
Organism: Schistosoma spindalis
Lineage: Eukaryota; Metazoa; Platyhelminthes; Trematoda; Strigeidida; Schistosomatidae
Source: the annotation of a GenBank genome assembly